This is a messenger RNA of Symbiodinium sp. CCMP2592, 1422 nucleotides long. NCBI's taxonomy places the organism in Eukaryota, Dinophyceae, Suessiales, Symbiodiniaceae. The record is from the annotation of a GenBank genome assembly.
AUGCUUUCCUUCCUUUCGGUGCUUGCCCUCGCGCGAGUUGGCAUGUUACUGCACAGGAUGAGCAUGACCUUGACACGCCUUGCUCCCCUGCCCAUGGAAGUUGCGACCCUCAAGGAGCAGAUGGAAUACCUGACACAAGUGCCGGGAUCUUCUGCCUCCUGCACAGUGGACGGCUCACCAAAAGAUGGGACGGGGACCAUGGCUUCUAUUGCUAACCAGCUUAACUGCGUGGAUGCGAAGCUGCUGGAACUCGGCAGAACUGCUCAAGCACUUCAGCUGGAAGUCAAACAAGGAGCGCUCCAGUCACAACUUGAUGAACUUCAAGCAAUGGUACAAGCCUCCCAACAACACCUCCUGAGUCUGGACUCGCCACUGAAACACUCUGCUGGCAAGAUUGAGGAGCUACACGAACAAUUUAAGAGGGGACACAUGGUGGAUAUCAUGAAGAUGCUGGCUUCGAAAGUUGAAGGCUCAGAACUCGAGGCAGUGAACCAGAACCUGCAGCAGGUUCUUUUGGACAUUGUCAAGAAGCUCGCCUCGAAAGCUGAAACCUCUGAACUCUCAGAAGUCAGUCGACUCGAGAAGCAGGCCCUCACGGAGAAGAUCGUCAAGGUCGAGACCACGGGGGACAAGAUCCAGGACCUCUGUAAGACGCUGAGCAAUGAGAUCCAUGUCUGCAAGACGGUGGUCGCACAAAAAAUCGAUGCUCUUCAGAAGGACAUGACGUCGCAUAUGGGGUGGUCCACACAGAACCUGCGGCCACUUUUCCCAUGCGUGCCGAUGAUCAAGCAGAUGGAGUCCCAACUACGCGACGCCAUCGACUAUCUCUCCAGGAACUUUAAAGCCGUGGAACAGGUUCACACGAUGGGUGAACAGACGACGGAAGGGAUCAACCUGCUUCGCGAGAGCCUCUCCAACCAGUCGGAAAUAUACGACAACCAAGAGCAGAGGAUUGGCAGGGUUGAGUCGAUCGCCAGUGGAACACUUGAUGUCCUGAAUGAAACACAGGACCAAGUGACGGCCAUUGCUCGCGAUCAUGCGGCAUUGCUGCAACAGGUGUUGGAACGACUGCCAAAGCUGCCGAUCCGUAAGCCGCCUACCCCAGAGACGACAUCGCAAAUGCCUGGACAAUCGUCUUCCUCGACCUCUCCUGAUGGACCGCCUACUUCAGCUGUACCGACGGUGCCCACGCAGCCGAUGCCCCAAAUGCAUCCCACACAGCAGGCACCGGCACCGACAAUCCACAUGAACCAGCAGCCAUCUGCUUUCGAACUACGGUUGAAUGAUCAUAUGCCGGUACAGCUGAAUCCACGUAGGCCUGCACCGCAGAUCUUCAUGAUGAGUGAGCCACAGUCGUCGACCCCAGUUUUGAGAGAGGUCACACAGCAGGAUGUCCUUAGAGCCUUCUUCCCCCAAUCCUGA